AUGGCCGACAAAUACACCGUGAAAGUCUACUCUCUGAACGGAGAUCAACAAUGGGACAACCUGGGCACCGGCCAGGUCUCUUCCACAUACGUGGAGGAGCUCCAGGGCGUGUGUCUGCGGGUUCAGUCAGACUCCAGUGAAGCGCUAAUCCUGGAGUCAAAGAUAAAUUCAAGUACGCCAUACCAGAGGCAACAGGAGACGCUGAUUAUCUGGUCCGAAGCCGAGAACCACGGUCUGGCUUUAUAUUUUCAAGAUGCCGAAGGCUGUCAGAAGAUAUGGGAAGACAUCUGCCAAGCUCAAGGUAAAGAUCCAUCUGUCGAUUUGACAGAAAAUAUCUUAGAUGAAUUGGAAUUUGAUGACUUACUGGGAAGUAGUUACGUGUUUGACUUGCCGAACUGUGAACUGAGUAAACUUGAAGAGAUUUCUGACUUUGUUACCUCGGUUCUCCAUGAACCUACUUUUAAGGAAAGACUAGCUCUGAUCUUAGAAAAUGGAGACUAUAUUAAAAAUUUGCUGCAGCUUUUCCACACUUGCGAAAACCAAGGGGACACUGCGGGCUUACGCCAUUUGCAUGAAAUUAUUAAAGGCAUCUUACUCCUUAACAAGACAUCUGUGUUUAAGGUCAUGUUUUCUGAAGAGUGUAUCAUGGAUGUAGUGGGAUGCCUCGAAUAUGACCCUGCUCUGGCUCAGCCGAAAAGGCAUAGGGAAUUCUUGACUCAAAAUGCGAAGUUCAAGGAAGUUGUACCAAUAACAGACUGUGAACUUAGGCAAAAGAUACAUCAGACCUAUAGGGUACAGCACAUUUACAAUAUCCUUUCGCCGAUACCAUCCGUAUUUGAAGAGCAUCCUCUUUAUGGUCUUACAACUUUUAUUUUCCUUAACAAGAUGGAGAUAGUCCGCAUGCUGCACAAAGAUGAAAACUUUUUGUCUGAAGUUUUUGUGCAGCUAAGGAAUGAGACUCUAGAUUAUGAUAAACAGUGUGAGUUGCUAUUCUUCUUCAAGGAAUUCUUUGAAUUUUCACAGACAUUAGAGCCUUCAGACAAGGAUGCCCUGUUGACAACAUUGAUAGAUUUGGGAAUUCUUCCUGUUCUUAAAAUUGUGAUGGGCAGGAAUAAUUUGCAGGUCAGAUCAGCUGCUACUGAUAUAUUUACUUAUCUUGUAGAGUAUAAUCCAUGCAUGAUCCAAGAAUUUAUAAUACAAGAAGCCCAGCAGAGUGGAGAUGGUAAACUUUUCAUUAAUUUAGUAAUUGAGCAAAUGAUCUGUGAUACUGAUCCUGAGCUAGCAGGUGCUUUUCAUUUCAUGGGACUUCUUCGUACUCUACUUGAUCCUGAAAGUAUGCUGUCAACACCUAGUAAAUGCAAAAGAAGUCACUUUCUACAUUUCUUUUAUAAGUGUUGUAUGGAUAACUUAGUAGCACCACUUUUUGCCAUCACUUCAGAAAAUAUAUGUGAAGGGAAUACUGUAGUUGGAGCUGACAAAAACAACGCAAAUUGCCCCGGUGCUCUCCGCUUAAUGAGAAGGAUGAUUGGCCUUCGAGACGAACUUUAUAAUUAUUACAUCAUCAAGGGAAAUCUUUUUGAGCCAGUUGUAAAUGCUCUUCUGGAAAAUGGGACUCGGUACAAUAUGUUGAAUUCAGCUAUUCUUGAGCUGUUUGAAUACAUAAGAGUGGAAAAUAUCAAGUCUCUUAUUAAACAUAUAGUUGAAAAGUUUUAUAAAGUAUUUGAAUCAAUAGAAUAUGUUCAGACAUUCAAAGGGUUGAAGAUUAAAUAUGAGAAAGAAAAAGACCAACAAAGUCAAGUAUGGAAGCAUUUACGGCCCAUACUGUACACUGAAAGAUACCGCAGGCGCGUCCAAGUCUUGGAGAAGGAAGAAAUGUGUGAACAAAAUUCAGAGGAAGAAGAAGCAGUUAUGCCACCACUGGAAGAUGAUUUUCCAGAUCCUUGUAAUGAACCUAUCAAGCCUGAAAACCCAAAAGAAAAUGAAGACAAGGUAGAUCUUCCUCAAAGAACAUCUUCUGGGAGCUACCAAAUCCCUUCAUCCUACUCUGCUGGUGGUGCUAAUGAAACAAGUAGUCUCAACAGUAGCAGCACGUUUGCCUUAAAGGGUCUAGAUGAUGAAGAGAAAAGUGAAGAAGACGGAUCAUCACCCAAGAAGAAACCACAUCUUAGCUCGUAAAACUUUCAAUGUUACUAAACUCUACUUUACUAAUAUUACUAAGUUCUGCUUUACUAAUACAAAAAUUUUCUGAAUAUCCAUUAGUGCAAAGUGUGAAUCCAAAAGCUUUCUCAUUUGAACUUAAUAUACAGUAAGAAGCAAAGAUGCUCAGUUUUAUCUAGGAGGGUUUAGUUCUAUAAAAACCAAACUUCACAGAAUUUGAAAACACUAAAAAACUAGCCAGAAUCUGAAGAUAACUUCUUUGCAAGAAAAAUCUUGGUUUGGCGGGGGGAGGAAAUAGGUUGAUGAUAUAAUAUUAAUGUAGUUUUGUUUCAUGGGUAUGUUUUAAUAGCAAUUAUUAACACUGAAGUUGCAAAGCUUAUAACAUGACUGGUUCAAUGGUUCUGACUAUGGUUUUCUUUGUCUCAAUUGCCUUUUUAGAAAUAAGAGCUUAUGUUUAUAUGCAAACAAAGACAACUGUAAUAAAAAACAUUAAGCUAUUCACAUUUCUGCAAAGAUUUAACACCAAUUCAGCCUCUGAAUAAUUGGAGGGAAGUAACUUGCAGUGUGUAUUUUUCAUGAAUAAAAAAGAAAGCUGGAUUCAAAAUG
Suricata suricatta (meerkat) is the source of this 2763-nucleotide messenger RNA. RefSeq names its product protein phosphatase 4 regulatory subunit 3C (gene PPP4R3C). The transcript is spliced from 2 exons. NCBI's taxonomy places the organism in Eukaryota, Metazoa, Chordata, Mammalia, Carnivora, Herpestidae. The coding region runs from base 1 to 2175 and encodes 724 amino acids. Gene Ontology annotation, biological process: protein dephosphorylation; DNA damage response. Gene Ontology annotation, molecular function: protein phosphatase activator activity. Gene Ontology annotation, cellular component: protein phosphatase 4 complex; nucleoplasm. The record is from RefSeq and is a predicted model, not a curated record.